Molecule: messenger RNA, 4443 nt
Organism: Apiotrichum porosum
Lineage: Eukaryota; Fungi; Basidiomycota; Tremellomycetes; Trichosporonales; Trichosporonaceae
Product: 3-dehydroquinate dehydratase (3-dehydroquinase)
Exons: 1
Coding region: 1-4443 (1480 amino acids)
Biological process (GO): chorismate biosynthetic process; aromatic amino acid biosynthetic process
Cellular component (GO): cytoplasm
Molecular function (GO): 3-dehydroquinate synthase activity; 3-phosphoshikimate 1-carboxyvinyltransferase activity; shikimate kinase activity
Source: RefSeq, a predicted model, not a curated record
AUGCGUGGCGUCAAGGUUGUCCAGAUCCCGACCACCCUCCUGGCCAUGGUCGACUCGUCGGUCGGCGGCAAGACUGCCAUUGACACCCCGCACGGCAAGAACCUCAUCGGCGCCUUCUGGCAGCCGUCGUACAUCUUUGUCGACCUGGCGUUCCUCUCUACGUUGAAUCAGCGCGAGUUCUCGAACGGUAUGGCCGAGGUCGUCAAGACUGCCGCCAUCUGGAAGGCCGACGACUUUGCCGACCUCGAGUCGCGUGCUGCCGAGAUCUCGUCGGCGGUUGUUACCAAGGCUGAGGGUGUCAACGGCCGCUUUGAGAAGGACCGUUCAGUGCCCCAGGCGCUCCUUCUCAAGGUCGUCUCGGGCUCGAUCUACGUAAAGGCCCACAUUGUCACCAUUGACGAGCGCGAGACUGGUCUCCGUAACCUCGUCAACUUUGGCCACACUAUUGGUCACGCCAUCGAGGCCGUCCUCACUCCCACCAUUCUCCACGGCGAGUGCGUCGCCAUCGGUAUGAUCCUCGAGGCCGAGGUUGCCCGCCAGCUGGGUGUCCUCUCGCAGGUGGCUGUUGGCCGCCUUACUCGCGCUUGUGCGGCCUACGGUCUCCCCGUCUCAAUGUCGGACCGCCGCAUUGCCUCACUCCCCGCUGCUUCGCAGCUGACAGUCGACCGUCUCCUUGACAUUAUGCGCAUUGACAAGAAGAACUCGGGCCCCGCCAAGAAGAUUGUUAUUCUUAGCCGUAUCGGCAAGACCUACGAGGAGAAGGCUACAGUUGUUGCCGACGAGGUUAUCCGCAAGGUCCUUUGCGAGUCGGCCACCGUCAUCGCCGGUAUCCCUACCAAGUCGCCCGUGACCAUGGCCACGCCCGGCUCCAAGUCGCUCUCGAACCGUGCGCUUGUCCUCGCCGCUCUUGGCAAGGGUACAUGUCGCGUUAAGAACCUCCUCCACUCGGACGACACUGCCGUCAUGAUGAACGCGCUCUCCGACCUCAAGGGUGCCAAGUUUUCGUGGGAGGACGGAGGUGAGACCAUUGUCGUCGAAGGCGGCGAGGGCAAGCUCUCGCCUCCCCCCAACGGCAAGGAGCUCUACCUCGGCAACGCCGGUACCGCUGCUCGUUUCCUUACCACCGUGUGUGCCAUUGUGCAGCCCACUGAGGAUAAGCAGACCGUGAUUACCGGUAACGCUCGCAUGAAGCAGCGCCCAAUUGGUCCUCUUGUCGACGCUCUCAAGGCCAACGGUGCCGAGGUUCAGUACCUCGAGGGCGCCGGCUGCCUUCCGCUUAUGAUUGGCGUCGACGGCCUCAAGGGUGGCCACAUUCAGCUCGCCGCUUCGGUCUCGAGCCAGUAUGUCUCGUCGAUCCUCCUCUGCGCUCCCUACGCUCGCGAGCAGAUUACUCUCGAGCUCAUCGGCGGCCAGGUCAUCUCGCAGCUCUACAUUGACAUGACCAUUGCCAUGAUGGCUCAGUUUGGUGUUCACGUCGAGCGCCAGAAGGAUGCCAGCGGCAAGCUCCUCGACGUCUACGUCAUCCCCAAGGCUGUCUACGUCAACCCCGCCGAGUACAACGUCGAGUCGGAUGCCUCGAGCGCUACCUACCCUCUCGCCAUUGCUGCCAUUACCGGCACUACCUGCACCAUCUCCAACAUUGGCUCGGCUUCGCUCCAGGGUGAUGCUCGUUUCGCCAAGGAGGUUCUCGAGCCCAUGGGCUGCAUCGUGGAGCAGACUGCGACCAGCACAAAGGUCACUGGUCCCCCUGUUGGCCAGCUCCGUGCCCUCGGCAACGUCGACAUGGAGCCCAUGACCGACGCCUUCUUGACUGCUUCGGUUCUCGCUGCUGUCGCCACACUCCCAUGCCUCCCCGGCCGCGAGGUUGAGGGUCUCCCCGCCAACGGCUCGCGCAUCUACGGCAUUGCCAACCAGCGUGUCAAGGAGUGCAACCGCAUCAAGGCCAUGCGCGACGAGCUGGCCAAGUUUGGAGUGGAGAGCGACGAGUUUGACGACGGAAUCAUCCUCUUUGGCAAGAAGUGGGAGUCGCUCAACACCGGUGUCUCCGUCCACUGCUACGACGACCACCGCGUCGCCAUGGCCCACGCCGUUCUUGGCUGCCUCAUCGACGGCACCAUCCUCGAGGAGAAGCGCUGUGUCGAGAAGACGUGGCCCAACUUCUGGGACGACCUCCAGAACAAGAUUGGUAUCCAGUUUGACGGUGUCGAGCUAGACACCCACAACCAGGCGUCGACCUCGGGCGGCCCCGUGGCGCAGAACAAGCCCGUCUUCCUGAUUGGUAUGCGCGGCGCCGGCAAGACGUACAUUGGCCAGAUUGCCGCCGAGGCCCUUGGUGGCGAGUACUCGGACGCCGACGCCGUUUUCAUUGAGAAGGUUGGCCAGACCGUCGCCGAGUAUGUGGCAGACAACGGUUGGCCCGCGUUCCGCGAGACCGAGACCAGGAUCCUCGCCGACUUCAUCAAGGAGACGCGUGGCAACCACGUUAUCUCGCUUGGUGGCGGUGUCGUCGAGACUGAGGCUGCCCGCAAGAUGCUGGCAUCCCAUGUCGCCAGCGGCGGUAUCGUCGUCCACAUCCAGCGUGACCUCGAGGACAUUGCGGCCUACCUCGACAAGAUUGGUGGCACGGCUCAGCGUCCCCAGUGGGGUGAGGAGUUUGCCGACGUGUACCGCCGUCGCAUGCCCUGGUUCGCUGGGUGCCGCUCGCACGAGUUUAUGAACAUUCUGGAACCCCUCGGUGGCCAGACUCAGGACGACCACCACCGCGCUAUGCGCAACGAGUGUGAGCGCUUCUUCAAGUUUGUGACCGGCCGUGCGACCAACCGCCCACUCAUCGCGGGCCCCAACGCCAAGCCGACGUCCUUCCUGUCGCUCACCUACCCCGACCUCGAGUUCGCUUACUUCAACAUGGACGAGCUCACCGAGGGCGCCGAUGCCAUCGAGCUCCGUGUCGACCUCCUCUCGCCCGACGGCGUUUCCCCCACCACCCCUACCAUCCCGCCUGCGGACUUUGUUGCCAAGCAGCUGGCCAAGCUCCGUCUUGUGUCGGACCUGCCCAUCGUCUACGCCGUCCGCUCCAAGAACCAGGGCGGCUUCGUCCCUUCGAAUGACCCCAAGGGCUACGCCGACCUCGUUCAGCUUGGCCUCCGCAUGGCGGCCGAGUACGUUGACCUUGAGCUGGCGUGGCCCGGUGAGGUCCUUGCGGCAGUCCACGCCGCCAAGGGCGAGAGUGCCAUUAUUGCCUCGUGGCACGACUGGACUGGCAAGAUGAAGUGGGACGGCCCCGAGGUGGCCGCCAAGUUUGCCGAGGGCUCCAAGAUUGGCGACAUUGUCAAGAUUGUGGGCACUCCCCUCAGCACUCAGGACAACAUUGCCCUUGCUCUCUUUGCCGAGCGCAAGCGUGCCGACCCCACCAACAAGCCGCUCCUCGCUAUCAACAUGGGCCCCAUUGGCCAGCUUUCACGUGUCCUCAACCCCGUCAUGACCCCGGUCACCCACUCGGCUCUCCCAUUGCGCGCCGCUCCCGGUCAGCUGACUUCGUACGAGCUUAUCCAGGCGCGUGCCCUUGUUGGUCUGGAGCGACCUAAAAAGUUCUGGCUCUUUGGCUCGCCCGUUGGUGCCUCGUGCUCCCCCGAGAUCCAGAACACUGGUUUCCAGACUCUUGGCUUCCCCCACGUCUUUGACAAGCACGAGACUGCCGUUGUCGAUGACGCGCUUGAGGCUGUCCUCGCCGACCCCGACUUUGGCGGCGCCGCCGUGACUAUCCCCCUGAAGCUCGACAUCAUGUCGCAGCUGCAUGCGGUCAGCGACCACGUCAAGGUCAUUGGUGCCGUCAACACCAUUAUCCCGCGUGUUGGCGCCGAUGGCCAGCGCGAGCUGCACGGCGACAACACCGACUGGCGCGCUAUCCGCCAGGCAACGCAGGAGAACCUCAACCCGGCCCUCGCGUCGGGCCCUGACGGUCUCACCACCCUCGUGAUCGGUGCGGGCGGCACCACCCGCGCCGCCAUCUACGCUCUCCACCAGGCUGGCGCGCGCACCAUCAUGCUCUUCAACCGCACCCGUCCCAACGCCGACGCGGUCGCCGCCGCCUUCCCCGAGGAGUACGGCAUCGUCGUUGUCGAGUCGCUCGAGAACCUCCCGGCCCAGCCUGCCGUCGUCGUCUCCACCGUCCCCGGAGCCUCCCUCACCACCGUCCCCGGUAACGAGGCCAUCUACCUGCCUCCCUCGGUCCUCGCGGCCAAGGGCGGUGUCGCUAUUGACAUGGCCUACAAGCCGUACAAGACCGCCCUCCUCGAGGCCGGUGAGGCUGCCGGCUGGACGGCCGUGUCUGGCAUUGAGCUGCUCUGUCUCCAGGGCUUCAAGCAGUUUGAGCUCUGGACUGGCAAGCACGCGCCCUCGGACAAGAUGCGCAAGGCCGCCAUGGCCAAGUACUUUGCCGCUUAG